UGUUGAUAGCUGUCGUAUCCAAAGACUGUAUGUUGCCGCCUGUUGCAAACUUUUCUCGUGCGGCAGGGGUCUGCUUGCUCUCAAGUAACUGCAAUUGUUGAAGACAAUCUGUCACCGCGAUCGAAGCCUAAAAUCUUUAGACCGUUGACAGCGGCUACAAUGAGACCGGUGGAGAUCUUCGUGCUCGAGCAUGCCCUCAAAUACCAGAUGGGCAAUGCCGUGAAAGCUCUACGUGGCCGGGGUAACAAGCAGACCAUUGUGUACAACUUGAGCUCGCCAUACAUCUGCCUCAUGUACUUGGUGCACAUCUUCAGUGGCUACCUGACCUCAUCGUACCAAACAAUCUCCACUUGGGAUCCUGCAGUCCUCAAGGUGCUGGUAGAUGUUUUCAUGGACAUGUACUCACGAGAAAAGUUCACCUCCGAGAAGGUCCUUGUCCCUCUCAUCUUGCGUGCCCGGUUGUUGGAGAUCAUUGUGUAUGCUGAAAAGGCAAUGCCACCUGGCUAUGUGCUGGAAAAGCUGGAUGCAUAUUUUCCACAGCCCACAGACUCUACCUGGAAGGAGUUUGGUCAGACCUACUCUCUCAAGGGUAAGUCCAUGUCGUGGCUCCUGGACACUUGCAAGAAAUCUCGCCAGUACGUGAUGAACCUGGUGAUGAAGAAAAAACGCUUGGACAGUGACUCACGUGACCUUGAAGGAUUUGUGGUGACUGUCAAGCGCCUUGUUGACCAGAUUGCUGCUGACCUCUCUACAACCAUCCCACGAACCGGCCUGGAAAAGAUUCUUGCGGGAGAGAAGCUUCAGCUCGACCUGGACACUGAGCAGAUAAUUCAGACAGUGAUAAACAAGAACCAGCCAAUCAUGGAGAAGCAUCUGCUUCAUCUGCUUGAGCUUCAGGAGUCGGUGGAGCACCCUGUCGAGCUGAAAUCCAUCGCAGAUGAUGACCUCUGAGGCGCUCCUCGAGCAGACUGGGCCAUUGGCGUAUCGAUGUGAGGAAAUGUCUGUGUGAAUUUGCGGAAGUGCGAAGGGCAGUUCAUAGUUAUGAACUGCCAUGUGGGUUUUCUUCUGGUGUGGAAUUGUUACGAGUGGAGGUUCACCUCUGAGCCCCCCCCCCCUCCGGUCAGAUGUGCUUUUGCGCCACGGAGGACGGAACAUUUGAGGAGAGGUAUCUCACCACCUGCACUAGCGGGCAUGGGCUGCCCAGUCAUGACAUUUCUGGUGAAGAGAAAAUGUAGGGUUUCUGUACAAAAACACCAACUUUUAGGCAAGCUAAACAUGUGUUCUCUGACCAGGUGCCUGUGCUUUUCGAAAUCUUUGGCGGUACCUGCAGACUUCAAAGCUGAACGUAAUUUAUCUGCUAUAACACAGCUUCAGUAUAUCUGCUGAACGAAUAAGGGAAGAUGAAACUGCAUUAAGCAGCAUGAUUUAAUGCACAAGAUGAGCACUUUUUAUCACCUGUGCAGCUAAACCCCUCUUUUGAGCUAUUAAUGACUUCUUCCUUUUUUUUUCCUUUUUUUUUUUUUUUGUUAGUUGCUGUGUAGCCGGUGUGUUGAUUUCACACAAGGUGGAAAGCAGUGCCAGAGAAAUAGCCAGGUAUUGGGAGUUCUGUCCACAUGUUUCUUUUCCUUAUUCUUUCUUUUCCACUGUUUUCUCUCUUAACAUGAAGGUGGGCCGCCGCAACCCUACAUUAUACGCAACGGGUCCUUCUGAAAAGUGUCAAGCUUGCUUUGCAGCUGCCACAUUGUUCUUGUUCUCGGCACUGGGCGUUACCAGUGCACAAGCUCUAGUACACCAGUUUCCAACCACACGCAGUGGAGAACACCUCGACACCAGGCAAGACUCUUACUUUACAACGAUGCAACAGAGAGAGAAGUUUUGCCUUCUAGAGAAUUCUUGUUUCAUGUUUAGCACUACUACUUUCUCAUCACACAGCUUUUGGCAUUUUUCCUUCUGUACAUUUACCAUUAUCAUAUUGGCACUGACCUGGAUUGCUGCUUCAUACCAUUUUGUUUGCCAGCAAACGCACAUUUAAGUGGGAAAAGGUACAGGUAUGUUUCCGGGGCUCAAUGUUGAAGUGCAGUCAUUUUAAUGUGUCCAGAACUCCAACCUUUGAACUCAUUUAGUUUCUUUUAAGCUUUUCUUGCUCUGGAAACUGCUUUUAAAGAUUGUAAGUGACUCCUUUGAGAAUGGUAAGCUGUUUGACUUGAAAGUGGAGAAUUGGUAAUGUAAAUUGAAUCGAGUGGCACAAAGGCAAGGAAUCAAGACUAUAAGCAUGUUUUUCAUACACAUAUGGAGCUAGUGGUAUUCCAUAGAACAUGUGAAAAAUAAUAUUGGCUGGUAGGGUGGGGUAGCGUUUUCUGCUCUUCUGAAGCUUUUGUUGCAUCUAGGAUGCCCAAAAAGACCGUACAAAUCUGAUUUGUGCCACAUUGAUGGAUGUCAUCAUAUUGCUGUGCGUGUUGCCAGAAUGGAUACCAUAUGGCCAGACUAUUAUAUAACUGGUGUCAGUAGGCCUAACCACACAUCUCACAGAUAACAACAGUCUUCCACGUGUGACAUGCUCAGAGCAUCCUUUUAGGUGUGUGUUGUUGAGAGCCAUAUUUCACUUUCACGUUGUAGUUAACAGCUUUUGCAAUGUCGAGUGGACAUAUCGUUUAAACUUAUCGGUUUUAAGACAAUAGCCUCUUUAUGCUCUUUUAUAGCUACUGGGAAUUCAUCUGAGUGUUUUAUAUGAAACCUUUGGCCAAAUAGGGUGGGUCAAGGUCUUGCAGGUAGUUAAGCAAGGCACCUGCCCUUGUGUUUUAACUGUUUUUGGUGAAAUUUCUCAUGUAGAGCUUAGCAAGUUACCCAUUGCAUUGAAUAGGGCGAAACAAUGUGUACAGGGAGCAUCAUAUUUGUACAGUUAUAAACCUGCCAGUUGAUCUCAAGUGAGUGUUCCCAAAGCCUUGUGGCCUCAUUUUUUUUUCUUUUCUUUUGAUUCAUAUGUGUAGACAAUGUGUAUUGUUAUGACAAUAUAAAUUCUGCUGUUUGGUGUGUGCAACAUUGAAAGUAAAGAACUGUCUGUAAAACCUCUU
Dermacentor andersoni is the source of this 3071-nucleotide messenger RNA. RefSeq lists its product as uncharacterized. The record is from RefSeq and is a predicted model, not a curated record. Lineage: Eukaryota; Metazoa; Arthropoda; Arachnida; Ixodida; Ixodidae.